CAGAGCCUCGUUCACAAGCUUUUUUUUAAGGGCAGGGCUACUGUAGGUUUCUCAUAUAUCGCAGUAAAACAAUGAGUUGUCAUUUUCUUGAAACUAGCUAGCAAAGUUAACAACGUCUUGUCACCUGGACUCGUUUAAAAGCUGCCGAAAAAGGUGUGAAAAACCCAGCAGUUAUGGCCACAGCCCAGUCGGUGCUGCUGCUAGCAGUGAACAUCCUGCUCAUCUCAGAGUUCAUUCUGGCCAAGAGGGACUACUACGACAUCCUGGGGGUUCCCAGAGAUGCAAGCGAGCGGCAGAUCAAGAAAGCCUUCCAUAAGCUGGCCCUGAAGUAUCAUCCUGACCGAAACAAGGGCCCAGACGCUGAAGCCAAGUUCAGGGAAAUAGCUGAGGCGUACGAGACGUUAUCAGAUGAUAAGAGGAGGCGGGAGUACGACCAGUUUGGCCAUGGCUCGUCAUCAUGGGAGGGCCGUAGAGGAGGUGGCGGCAAUGACUAUAACUUCAACCAGCACUACCAGUCGUUCAACUUUAAUUUUGAUGACAUUUUCAAAGACUCUGACACUUUUGGUGAACAACAACAACAACACCACCACCACCAUCACCACUUUCACUCCCACAAUCAAGCCCACCAGAAGAGACACUUUGACAGCCACUUCCAGGCCCACCGGGAGGCCAUGAACAACCACAGAAAGCAAUUUCAGCAGAGGGCCUUCGGCGGAGGACUCUUUGAUAACAUUAUUGACGACAUGGAGAAGAUGUUCUCCUUUAAUGCUCACAACGCCAGGACUGAGGACAGGUUUCAGGGCUCAGGGAACCAGCACUGCAGGACAGUGACUCAGCGUCGGGGCAACAUGGUGACCACCUUCACCGAGUGCUCCUGAGACGAGGACAUCGGCGCACUUCAGCCACUUGGGACACUUUCUGGAUUUCUAGUUGUGGUUUUGAAAUUCGAAUGCUAAUUUAUCACUAAGUGGAAGACAGAAUGGUUUUGUGUGGCUUUUGUAAUUUUCUCUAUGUACUUUCCUCUUUGAACAAAUAUCCAAGCUGGCCUGAUGAACGGCUGCUUCCAAGCAAUAACUCAUAUUCAUUGUUGUUAGGAUCGUUGAGAUACCUCCUCAUUAUUUAGCUUUCCAGGUUUAUUGUGUUUACUCGUGUGGUUUUUUUUGUUUUAUGAUGGUACAAUCUGUUGGACUCAGGUGUGGUCUAAAGCUAAAGACACAAUAACAUGUCUAAACAUGUAAUUCUCCCAAAUUUGACUUUACAGCACUUGUAUCUAAUAUUGCAGGCUGGCCAUUAUCAACUGUUACCUCGUUUAAGUUUCUUCCUACAGAGUAGUAUCUACCUUCAUUCAGUCGGGGUAAGAAAUUAACAUCAGUCCCAUGACAAAUACUGGUAAACCACAGGCAGAGUUUGUGUCGUCACGCCGCUGUUUUCUAAGCAGCUGUUUUGAUGAUUACUUCAAAAAACAACCUGGGCUCAUCUGCCAGUGAAGCUAAAUGGUCUGAAAUGUUAAGGUUUCCCACACUGAUCGUAAUGUGCAAUAUUUAGCACCUUUGCUCUACAUGUUGCCUAUCUGUCACAGACAGUGCCGUGUAAAAGUCAUUGUCUAACGUCAGCACUUUGUGUGCAUGUGUGUGAAUGUGUUGUGUGUAUGCGUGUGUGUGUGUGCAUGUGUGCUGAGAGAUAUCUGAAUGUCAGUUUGGUUGCAUAAUGUUUGAAGAAUGAAUAAAAACUUGGAAAAGCAAA
Molecule: messenger RNA, 1743 nt
Organism: Stegastes partitus (bicolor damselfish)
Lineage: Eukaryota; Metazoa; Chordata; Actinopteri; Pomacentridae
Product: dnaJ homolog subfamily B member 9-like
Exons: 3
Coding region: 174-878 (234 amino acids)
Biological process (GO): ERAD pathway
Cellular component (GO): endoplasmic reticulum
Molecular function (GO): misfolded protein binding; protein-folding chaperone binding
Source: RefSeq, a predicted model, not a curated record